GAUAGGCCGGUGCUUUUUCCAUCGUUCCGCCCCGGUUGGUUCGUGGCGGAGUUCAUCGCUUCCUCCGCUCCUCUCCCUCUCCACUUCUGGUGCCGCGGCGCCGCUCCUCCCUCGUGGCGGUGGUUGAUUGGGGCGGAGAUCCUCGGUUUCCUCGCUCGUCGUGCGGAGGAGGUUCGAAUCGCCUUUGGGUUUUCGCGAGGCGGCACAUUAACUGGACGAAAUGUCAGGUGGUAGGCAAUCGUACUGGUGCUACCAAUGCAGGCAGCGGGUGAGGCCUCCUGGCCGGGAAAUGGUGUGUCCUUACUGUGAUUCUGGGUUUGUUGCUGAAAUGGAUGAUGUGGAUGCUCUCAUGAGCCACUUUGUUGGGAUGGAUCCCGAUUUCCAUCGUGACCCAAGGUUCGGGAUCAUGGAGGCAAUCUCUGCUGUGAUGCGACAUGGUAUGGUGGGGAUGAAUAGGGAGGUUGAUGUCAGAGGAAGGCCAAACAUACUUUCUGACCUGGAGAUGGAGUUUGGCUCUGGGCCAUGGUUGCUCUUCCGAGGCCAGCUCCCUGGUCAUCUCUCAGAGGAUAAUGGUUUCGACGUGUUCAUUAAUGGACGUCGUGGAGUUGGCAUGCGAAGGGCAAACAUUGCAGACUACUUUGUUGGGCCUGGAUUGGAUGAUCUCAUUGAGCAAUUGACUCAGAACGAUCGUCGAGGACCACCACCUGCUAUGCAGUCCUCCAUUGAUGCUAUGCCAACUGUUAAGAUCGCUCAGAGGCAUCUCAGUGGAGACUCACACUGCCCUGUCUGCAAGGAGAAGUUCGAGCUGGGAUCGGAAGCAAGAGAGAUGCCGUGCGAGCAUUUGUAUCACUCCGAUUGCAUAGUUCCUUGGCUAGAGCAACAUAAUUCCUGCCCUGUUUGCCGUUAUGAGCUGCCAACACAGGGUUCUACUGGCGCUAGUUGCUCUCGCUCAAGAUCGACCAGCCAAAGCCAAAGCUCAAGUAGUUCAAGCAGUAGUGGGAGAACCAAUGGGCGUCAAAGGAGAAGGAACCCGUUCUCGUUCCUGUGGCCUUUCCGCUCAUCAAGUUCUAGCUCUAGUUCUCGUUAGAUUAGUCUGGUAAUCUGGUUGGAGUUCACAAUACUGUUUUAGCGAAUACGCUGGUCUAAUGGGCUCUUAUCUGUGGGAUCCUAGUGCUUAAUCUGCACUGUAUGGCUUGUUAUGAUCGCCACAUAAUGUUUCCCUUUGCAAGUAUAUUAUCUUGCUACAGUUUCAUAGCUACUCUAUUUUGUUUACUUUUGGGUUUGCAUACAAUUAUAAACCUAAUGUAUAUUUAACUCGUUUUUAUAAGGGACUAUGGUUAUUAUGUGCC
This is a messenger RNA of Phragmites australis (common reed), 1349 nucleotides long. Its product is annotated as probable E3 ubiquitin-protein ligase RHC1A. Lineage: Eukaryota; Viridiplantae; Streptophyta; Magnoliopsida; Poales; Poaceae. The transcript is spliced from 2 exons. Gene Ontology annotation, cellular component: cytoplasm. Gene Ontology annotation, biological process: protein ubiquitination. Gene Ontology annotation, molecular function: ubiquitin protein ligase activity. Bases 221 to 1087 code for a protein of 288 amino acids. The record is from RefSeq and is a predicted model, not a curated record.